GACACAGUUCAGCUUCUGACGCAGAACAAAAACUACUACUCUCAAGAUGAUGUCCAAAGUGGUGUUCUUUGCCCUCCUCUUGACCUGUGUCGUCGCCAUGACCUUGGCUGGCCCAGUGCCCGAACCGGAACCGGAACCAGGCUACGGCUACGGCGGAUAUGGCGGUUUCGGUGGAUUCGGCGGCUUUGGUCGUGGCGGAUAUGGCGGAUAUGGCGGUUAUGGUGGCUACGGAGGCUAUGGUGGCUAUGGGGGCUACGGAUGGUCAGGAUAUGGAAAAUAAAGAACCGUCUGGCAACCCUUCUUUCCCAAUGAAGAGACCGAUGAGAACAGCAGAUCAUCGUUCAUCUUUCAUCAUCAUCUCUGAUUAGUUCGAAUAAAGGAUAUAUGUCCCAUUCUUAAAGACUUCUCGUUUCUUUAAUAAUUACAUUUUCGAAUUCGUAUUCUGUGAUGUUAGAAAGGUCCUCCUUUUGUAAAGUAUCACUGUUCCUGUCCAUCAAAAGAGAAAAAUAAAGAUUACAAUGAAU
Macrobrachium nipponense is the source of this 524-nucleotide messenger RNA. Its product is annotated as neuropeptide-like protein 31. NCBI's taxonomy places the organism in Eukaryota, Metazoa, Arthropoda, Malacostraca, Decapoda, Palaemonidae. The coding region runs from base 47 to 280 and encodes 77 amino acids. The transcript has 3 exons. The record is from RefSeq and is a predicted model, not a curated record.